Cynocephalus volans (Philippine flying lemur) is the source of this 3243-nucleotide messenger RNA. It is a transcript of the gene CCDC73, whose product is annotated as coiled-coil domain containing 73. The coding region runs from base 1 to 3243 and encodes 1080 amino acids. The record is from RefSeq and is a predicted model, not a curated record. NCBI's taxonomy places the organism in Eukaryota, Metazoa, Chordata, Mammalia, Dermoptera, Cynocephalidae. The transcript has 18 exons.
AUGGAGAAUGAUUUCAAGACUGAGUCAUUAUCAUCUACCUUUACUCUUCAAAGUUCUUCAGAGACAUUGUUUUCUAUUCAGCUAUUAGAUUUCAAAACAAGUUUACUGGAAGCACUAGAAGAAUUGCGUAUGAGAAGGGAAGCAGAAACUCAAUAUGAAGAGCAGAUUGGUAAAAUUAUUGUGGAGACACAAGAACUUAAAUGGCAAAAGGAAACUCUUCAGAAUCAAAAGGAAGCAUUAGCAAAGCAACACAAAGAAACAAUGGCAGUUUUUAAAAAGCAGUUGCAAAUGAAGAUGUGUGCCUUGGAAGAAGAGAAGGGAAAAUAUCAACUUACUAUAGAAAUUAAAGAAAAAGAAAUAGAAGGAUUGAAGGAAACAUUAAAAGCAUUACAGGUUUCUAACUAUUCUUUACAGAAGAAAGUGAGUGAAAUGGAACAAAAGGUACAGUUACAUCUAAUAGCUAAAGAAGAUUAUCUUAAGCAACUGAGUGAAAUUGAGAAAUACUAUGUCACAAUAACAGGUCAAUUUGGAUUGGUAAAAGAGAAUCAUGAAAAGUUAGAACAAAAUGUACAGGAAGCAAUACAAUUAAACAAAAGACUUUCAGCUUUAAAUAAAGAACAAGAAUCUGAAAUAUACAGUUUAAAGAAGGAACUAAAAAAACUAGCCUCAGACUUAAUCAAGUCCAAGGUCACAUAUCAACAUAAAAUGGGAGAAGAAAACAUCAGUCUAACUAUCAAAGAACAAAAAUUUCAAGAACUUCAAGAAAGACUCAAAAUGGAAUUGGAAUUAAAUAAGAAGAUUAAUGAAGAGAUUACCCAUAUUCAAGGAGAAAAACAGGAUAUCAUCAUUUCUUUUCAACAUAUGCAGCAGCUACUUCAGCAACAAAUUCAAGCUAAUACUGAAAUGGAGGCAGAAUUGAAGGUGCUAAAAUUAAUUGGGCAGACCCUUCAGAGAGAUAAUGAGCUGCAAAGGGAGAAGGUAAAAGAAAAUGAAGAAAAGUUCCUUAAUCUUCAAAAUGAGCAUGAGAAAGCACUGGGAACUUGGAAAAGACAUGUUGAAGAACUUACUGGAGAAAUUAAUGAAAUUAAAACUGAAUUAUCAUCACUUAAAGAAACUCAUAUUCAGUUACAAGAACAUUGCAAUAAAUUAUGCAAUCAGAAAAAGGUUGAAGAAGACAAGAAGUUUCAGGAUGUUCCAGAAGUAAAUAAUGAAAACAGUGAAAUGUCAACUGAAAAAUCAGAAAACCCUGACAUUCAAAAAUAUAAUUCUGAGCAAGAAAUAAGGGAAGAAAAUACUGAGAGUUUUUGUUUGGAUACUGAAGACAGAGAAAAAGAGGAAAAGAAAGAAGACCCACAUGUAGAAGAAAUCAUUAUAGAAGACUUACAGCUUUUUGAGAAAAGCUUCAAGAAUGAAAUUGAUACUACUGUAUCUCAGGAUGAAAAUCAAAGUGAAAUCUCCCUAAGCAAAAUUCUCUGCAUAGAUAAAGUAAUUAGUCAAGAACAAACCUUAAAUGUUACUGACAUUAGAAAAUCAGUUACUACAGAAAUAAAAGACAACAUGUGCUUGGAAAAAGACAAUGGAUGUACAGUAUGUAAGUCACCAAAUAAUCCUUUUUUAGUGGUAGAUACAUCAGUAGAAACAGAAAAGAUACAAGAAAGAACUGAAGGAUUAAAUCUUCACCAUGCAGAUGUACAUCUGAAGCUUGAAAGUAACAGAUCGUUAUUUAAUAGUAUUUUAAAUGAGAUGGCUCAUAGGAUAAAUCAUAAUGAAGAUGUUUCUGAAAACGAACCAUUCAAACAACAGUUGAGAUCACUUCCAGGGAUUCAAGAAAAUGCUACAGAGAAGGAAAUUACAGAUAGUGACCAAACCAAAGCAGAUUUGGAUUCCUCUCAAGAUGUAAAAAAGAAUACUGUUCAGUGUCAGAAAUACCAUUUACAGAAUUCAAGUAAUGUUAUGUUAGAUGAUAAACAAUGUAAAAUAAAACAAAUACCACUAUUAGAUAAAAAAACUGAGUACAGCAUAUUACCUUUUAAACAAACUUCAGAUUUUCAGCAAAUCUAUAAUGAUAUUUUAGAAAAACCUGAACUUACUGUUCCCUGUGAUACAGUAAUCAAUCACCCCAUUUCAUCGGCUGCUUUCACUGAUAAUUUGAAAGUACUUAACAGUUCAGAUAAAAAUGUUAAUAGUAUGUCUAUGUUGGUGAAACCCAAUUCAAGCCCUGUGGAAAGAACUAUGUGGGAAAAUAUGAAUGAUAUACAAAACAGUCAAUUUAAAAGCUGUUUUGGAUAUUUAGAAAACAGUAAUGUGACCAUUUCUCCUCUUCAGGUUAAUGAUGAGAAUAGUCAUGCUUCACAGGCCAAAGAUGUGAAAACUGCUAUUCACAUGAAAACUUCUACAGAAAUUCAGUUUUCCAGUAAACAGAGUCAGAUUGAUGAGGAUCAGAUAACUGAAAACACAAAAAAUGACCUCUUCCUCUUGGUGAAUGUUAAUGAAAGACAGCAUACUUUGUUAAAUAAUACAGAGAAAACAGAGCCAUUAAAUGACAUUGUUUCAGGAAAAAUGUACAGUGAAGGACAGCUGGAUGAAUCACAUUCAUUUCACAUAAAGCCAUCUGCGGAUUUAGUAAACAGAAGUGGAAGGUCAGCCUUUGAUCUUUCAACUUCAGAUAAAAAAACUGACAAAACUCCAGCAUGCAUGAAGUUUUCAGACCCCAGUACUUGGUCAAAAGUAAAUCAAAUUGAAAGUCAAACAGCGAGGACUUCAACUUCUAGCAUUUCCUUGUUGCUGGAGGAGAGACCAGUAAGUCCUUUAGAAAACAAAAACAUCAUUUCAACGACUUUUUGUAAAAAUGUUGGUGUGGAUGAUGUCAGAAAUGAUAUUGGACCAGAUACUACCAGCAUUAACAGAGUUGCUGACACUUUGAAUAACCAGAGUAUCCAUCCAGAUCCCAAGGGAGAGUCCAGUGAAGAGAGGAAUGCAAUUGCAAAGACUUUUUGUGAUUCUUCUUUUCCCACAGAACAUGUGAAAACAGAGCCUCUGAAAUCAACUCUGCUCCAAGGUCAUUUUCAGAAAAUCAAGAUUAAAGAUGCUACUGAUUUGGCUGCCUCUUCACCUGGUGAGGAUAACUGGCAGAACCUCAUAACAAAUCAAAUACAUGAAAUUGAAAAGAUGCUAAGCUUAGAAAAUGAUAACCAGCCUAAAAAAAGAAAAGCAGAAGAGAUGUUAGGAAAAAAAACAGAUUAA